AAUCCUUGUUUGUGGUUAUUUGCAACUGUUUCCUGACUUGAGUCGGCAGGCAGAAUGAAUGUUUUAUUCAGCUUUUAAUGUUAGUGUUUGCACAGACCCGCUUACACAGUGUCUGCAGGCGUAUCCCUGGCUUUUCUUUCACCUUUGGUGAUAGCAUUCCACUUUCUCUUUCUACAUUUCUUCCCCAGGAAUCUUUACACAGGGAUCAGUGCGAUGAAGGUUAUUUUUGUAUUCCUCGUUUAUUUAGGAUCUGUCUCUGCAUAUCAAGUGGAUAAUGGGGAUACGUUCUACAUUCGGACGUUACACAAUAAAAAGCUGAAGCUGAUUCUAAGUCAAGGUACUUUUUCUUGGGCUAAUUGUGGGGGUGAGAAGGAACCUGCUGUCCUCAAGAGUCUUUCAAUCCAACCAGAUCCAAUCUCUAUUCCCGGUGACCUACAGGCCAGUGCUGCAGGUUUCACUGCUGUUAAUCUUACAGCGCCUUUAACGGUUAACGUAACACUGCAUAAGGAAGUUGCUGGAGUUUGGGUGAAAAUUCCAUGUAUUGAAGAAAUUGGAAGUUGUGUUUAUGACGAUGUCUGCCAACUACUGAACGAGGUGAUCCCACCUGGACAAGACUGCCCGGAGCCACUAUAUACAUAUGGACUCCCAUGUCACUGUCCUUUCAAAGCGGGCAAGUACUCUAUGCCAAACACUUACUUCGACCUCCCUCCUGUAGAGCUGCCAUCUUGGAUGACCAGCGGAAAUUACAAAGCUAUGGGAGUCCUUACCAGAAACGAGCAGGAGCUGGCUUGUCUCAAAGGCACCUUCUCUCUCAAGUCACAGUGAACAAAUCCAACUAUUAACCUACUAUUUCCAGAAGCUGAAUUUCUUGGAGGCAGAAUAAGAAAUUGCUUUUUAUCUGUAAGCUGUCAUCAAUGUCACGUGCUCAGUAUUUCUUCUCUUUAAUAUCAACAGUUCUUUUGAAGCAGUAAACAACUUGUUUCAGUUCUAAAUUGAAUCAGGAACUGACAUUCUGGCCUCAUGAACCAGAACUAUGGUACUUGCUUCUGCUUUUUAAAGUGUAUGCAUCACUUGACAAUCAGCUACAAAAGACAAAGUUCCGUAUUGUUAUAGAGAGUUCUCUUUACCCAAGCAAUAAACAGAAAGCCGAGUAAGACCAUAAGGAACAGGAGUAGGCAAUUUGGCUCCUCUCCCCUGUUCUCCUAUUCAGUAGGAUCGUGGCUGAUCCAACAUUCCUCAUAUACACUUUCCCACAUUAUCCCUAUAACACUUGAUUCCCCUACUGAUUAACAAUCUAGCUUGUAGGAUCAUACAGACAAUGAAAGAGACCAUUUGGCCCACCAUUCCUGUGUUGGUUUUUGAAAGAGUUUUCCAAACACCCUAUCUUUUUCCUAUAUUUCUUUCCCUUAUAUUUCACUCAAUUCCUCUUUUGAAAGUUACUUCUGAAUCUGUUUCCACCACCUUUCACAGGCAGUGCAUUCCCGAUCAUAAUUCGCAAGUUAAAAAAAAACCCUCUGAUUCUUUUCCCUAUUAUCUAAAGUCUGUUUACCAAGUCUCCUUCCCACAGGAACAGUGUUCCUUAUCACAGGAUGGUUACAGCACAGGAAGCAGCCAUUUGGCCCAUUGUGUUCAUGCUGGCUCUCUGCAACUCAAUUAGUGCCACUCCCCACCCUUACCUGACACACUGCAAAAUAUUUGCUCCUCAUAUAAUUAUCUAAAUCGCGAUUGUAAGCUCUAUCACACACAGUCAGUGCAUUCCAGACCCUAGACAAUCACUUAUGACAGCACACAGGAUAUACUUAUCAAACUGCGUGAUGCAGGUUAUUUUUGGUGUACUAAAGACUGGGUGGACACUCAAAUAAUUAAACAUGACUGAAUGUGCAGGGUUAUUCAUGUGAUUGAGGCUAACAUGCAUUUUUUCUCUAUGAUUCGUGUUAAAUUAAACACUAGCAGAAUUCCAGGAGAAUACAGAUUCAGCUUAUAAAGGGGCAUUCAUUUGUCUGUGCCUGGCAGGCCUCUGUUCUGGGGAAAAGCAGAAAUAUUCAAAGACUCAUACAGCAUGGAAACAACCAAACCAGUCCAUAAUCCCAAACUAAACUAAUCCCAUCUGUCUGCGCUUGGCUCAUAUCCCUCCAAAUAUUUCUUAUUCAUGUACUUAUCUAAAUGUCUUUUAAAUGUUGUAACUGUACCCACAUCCACCACUUCCUCUGGAAGUUCAUUCCACUCACGAUCCACUCAGUUUAAAACAAAAAUGCCCCUUAUGUCUUUUUUAAAACUUUUCUCCUCUCACCUUAAAAAUAUACCCUGUGGUCUUUAAAUCCCCACCCUACGUAAAAGAAACUUGUCAUUUGCCUUAUCUAGACCCCUCAUUAUUACAUAAACCUCUGUAAGGUCACCUCUCAACCUCCUAUGCUCCGACUCUAUCCAGCCCUUCCUUAUAACUCAAACCCUCCAUACCCAGCAAUAUCCUGGUAAUUCUCUUCUGAACCUUCCCCAGCUUGAAAUAUCCUUCCUAUAACAGGGAGACCAGAACUGGACUCAGUGCAGGGGUUCUGCUAUAACGUGACAGUUGUGUUCCAGUGCAACACCGCAUUAUAGAAAAUUGCGCUAUAUAAAUAAUGGGGCCUCUGGGAAAAACAGGGUUAGGGGCACAAAGCACACAUAACAAUUAUAUUUUCCAAAAUUCUUCCUCACCUGUGUAGUUUCAUUCUUGUAGCUGCAGUUAUAAUGACAGUUUAUCAGACAGGUGAUGCUGCAAACAGGCAAUACAUUUACGAAUCUGACCUUGUAUUUGCAAUGAAGUGACAGCUGGGCUUUAAAUAGAGUUUUGCCACUGGAAAUCCCAGCAACGAUCAGUACUUCAUGAUAGAGUAAGCAUGAUCCAAAAGAAGUAAGCAGUGCAAAAUUGUGAGAGAUAGAGCUCCCAGCCAGCAACCCUCCAUGAAAUCCCCUGAAAUUGACAUGUCAGCAAUUUCAGAUAUAAUCUUUAACACCUGCCUGAAAUAAGUGGAAAGUUAUUGGAGUGCUAUGAUCCAAAAAAGGUGAACAGUGCAAAAUUGUGAGAGAUAAGAGCUCACUACCAGCAACCCUCCAUGAAACUCCACUGAAAUUGACAUGUGGACAAUUUUUAGUAAAAUUCCCUCCCCCACUUAAAUGCUGAUCUGACCUGACAUUCCAUCAGCACAGACUUCUGGAUAGAUUUUCAGAUAAGUGAAGCAGAGGAAUCUGACCUUUCUUUCUGAUGUAGCCCAUUGGCAUUGAAGUUAAUUGUAGGAUUAAAAUGCUUAAUAAACCUGAGUAACAUUGUAUUCAAAAUAGUGCUGGAAAAGAGUGGGUUGUUGCACAGACACGUUUUGGUACUGUAUAAAUGAUUUACAUGAGCAAGUUCAAAAAUUCUUACAUAUUAAAUACGUAACAAAAUCUAGGCAAAGAUACUAUACACAAAGAUGCAUGUUUUAACAGCACUCAUUAUUUUAAACUGUACUUUUUUAUUUAUAUCAUCAAUUUACUAUUGGAGUCCAUUCUUCUCUUUAAAUGAGCCGCGUUUUUAAACAAUGCUGAUGCAUUUAAUAUGUUCAGCCCAAACUCUUCAAACUAAGACUUUACAUAUUUUCCUAAUAAGUUCUUUGUGUAAUAGAAUAUUUGAGGUUUAUGACAUAUAAUCCAUACUCGAUGUAAUUGUGUUAUAGCCAACACAAGUUCGUUUUUUAGAAAUACUGUUCCCCUAUUCAUCAAUCACGUUACAGCCAAUUUGCGUUGCCAGGACACACUUUAUAGGAGAACCUGCUGUACUCCAUUUUCUUUCCAGUCACAUGGUACUUAAGUACAUAAUAAUGGAUAUCAAAAUGCACCACGUUGCAUUUAGUUUACAAGGAAAUGGAAACAGGAUCCUUUGCUAAAUUGUUUUCCUCAUUAACUUCUCGAGUGGGCAUUAGAAUCUGGAUUUGAAGCAAUGUUUUUGUUUGCAAAAUUUAAUGUCAAAUUUGUAUGAAAUUACCAAAUAAACAUGCUUUGUUUUCAAAAAAUAAAA
Molecule: messenger RNA, 4030 nt
Organism: Rhincodon typus (whale shark)
Lineage: Eukaryota; Metazoa; Chordata; Chondrichthyes; Orectolobiformes; Rhincodontidae
Product: ganglioside GM2 activator
Exons: 4
Coding region: 214-825 (203 amino acids)
Biological process (GO): ganglioside catabolic process; lipid transport
Cellular component (GO): cytoplasmic side of plasma membrane
Molecular function (GO): enzyme activator activity; lipid carrier activity
Source: RefSeq, a predicted model, not a curated record